Drosophila ficusphila is the source of this 1863-nucleotide messenger RNA. RefSeq names its product zinc finger protein 2 homolog. Gene Ontology annotation, molecular function: DNA-binding transcription factor activity; RNA polymerase II cis-regulatory region sequence-specific DNA binding. The coding region runs from base 127 to 1815 and encodes 562 amino acids. The record is from RefSeq and is a predicted model, not a curated record. NCBI's taxonomy places the organism in Eukaryota, Metazoa, Arthropoda, Insecta, Diptera, Drosophilidae. The transcript is spliced from 5 exons. Gene Ontology annotation, biological process: regulation of transcription by RNA polymerase II.
GACUGUCAAAAACCCAAAAUUCGAUGGGCAUGGUGGCAACGCUCCGCCACAGAUGAACCAAUUGUUGUGAAUGGUUUUAUCAUUGUUAUUUAUUGUAAAUAGAAGAGUUGUACACCAUAUAAUGCAAUGUCAUUGUCAAUUCAGGACGAGGGGACAAGACCAGACUCCCACGUGGAGGAGGAACCUUUUUCUGCGGACAGAGCGCCCGGGGAGCUCCUCUACUGCGAGACCUGCGGAAACGUCUAUGAGGACAGCGAGGCGUACGCCAGGGAUCACUUCCAGCAGAGCGUCUCCUGCUGUAGCGCCACGGAAGGACUGGUUUUGGUAGAGGAAACAACAGCUGACGAGGAAGCUGCAGGUGAUUGCAUUUUGGAGGAGGUCGGCGAGGAUGAAAUCGUAGAGGCGGACGUGCCGCUCUGGGAGUUGGUGGAGGAUGUUCCUGUCAGCAUCAAGACUGAUGUAGCUGAGCCCAACCAAUCCGACCGCUAUUUUUGUUACGACUGCCAUAGCAUUUUUGAAAACCGUAACAGUGCCGAGGAGCACGUUUGUCCGGAAUCCGGAGGAGGUUCAAGUCAACAGGUUGGCGAAGAUAAACCACCAACCCGAAGGAAGAUGCCUGGUGUUAGUGCAAAGGUGGGCACUAAAGCUGCAUCCUCCGUCAUAAGUUGCGGGAUCUGCAAUACCGUUUUUAGCUCGGACAAGUUUCUCAAGUUCCAUAUGCGCAUCCACGAAAGUCGUGCGUCUAAAAGCAUUCGAGACGCACUUCCAGUGGGAGCCCAUCAGCAGUACAGCGAGCUGGAUCAGUUUUACUGCGAAAUCUGCAAUAAGAGCUUCGACGAGAACCUCUUGACGGUCCACAAACAGAUGCACCAGCAGACCACCAGUGAGAUAAUGUGCAGCAUUUGCAACCGCAAAUUUGAGAAUAACGUUACCUACCAAAUGCACAUUAAAAUUCACGAGAAACCUCGGGAACCCGAGUCUUCCGGCAAAUUGAAUUCGCGUGCAAGUGGCGACAAGGAGAAGCCCGGAUUUCCCUGCCAGUACUGCGAUCGUGUGUUUACUCGUCCGUUCGAAAAGGUCAAGCACGAACGAGUUCACACCGGCGAGAAGCCCUACUCCUGCGAGGUGUGCGGCAAGACCUUUCGCGUAUCCUACUCACUGACUCUUCACCUGCGCACGCACACAAACAUUCGGCCAUAUGUGUGUACGGUGUGCAACAAGCGCUUUAAGUCGCACCAAGUGUACUCCCACCACCUGCGCAUCCACAGUUCGGAGCGGCAGUUUGCCUGCGAUGUGUGCCCCAAGUCUUUUCGCACUUCAGUGCAGCUGUACGCCCACAAGAACACCCACACCAAACCCUACCAGUGCGUCGUGUGCAACCGCCCCUUUUCUUCGAUGUACGCUGUAAAGAACCACAUGCAGACCCACAAAGACGAGAGGAGCAAAGGAAGUGUUGGUGCUAGAACGCUGGCCCUUAAGAGCGGACAACCUGCCAGAAACCAGCUAGGUGGAAAGUUUUGCUGCAGUAUAUGUGGGGCUGAGUAUGCGCGCAUCUUCGCCUUGCGCCUGCACAUGAAGUCUGUGCAUGGCGUGGUGGAGGACGCUUCCUCAACAACAGAUGAUGCUCAGGCCACUAAUGCCGACGACUCCGAGACUGCGGUGCUAAUAGCUGCUGCCGAGGCCGACGCUGCUUAUAUUAACGCUGUGGCAAAUGACGUCGACGUCAUGGGCACCGUUCCCACCUACGAGGACUGCGUUGAGUUCGACGUGGACAACUUCCAUAGUGAGGAGAUUAUUACAGAUUGGCUUAAGUAGCUCUUCAAGUUCGUACUGCGACUAGCAAGUAAAUUAUUGUUUUAGGAA